GGUGACGUUGCAGAUAGCGCGCGUCGCUGCUCCCAGUUUGGGCCGUUGGCCUCAGGCGGCGGUGUCGAGCGGAGCCCAGCCCGGAACCUAGGACAAUGAAAGAGGCGGAAGGUCUGCGGCAGCGCCGGCCACAGCAGCCGCAGGUCGUCUCGGAUGAAUCGCGGGACGCCGAGACCAAGCAUGUGAGUGCAUACAGUGGGAAGGUUUUCCGGAUAACCUUGACAACACUCAUUGUGACUCUUCUGGCCCCAUUUUUGGUGGCAACACUGCUGCUGCAGUCACCAAUAAAUCCUGAGCCUUUCAGUUACAAGGAACCUCCUCUUCUAACAGGUCCCUUAGAGCCCAACCUUAAACUGAGGCAAGCUGAACGCUUGUUUGAGGGCGAGUUGAUUGGACCAGAAUCUAUUGCACACCUUGGAGAGGUGAUAUUCACUGGUACGGCUGAUGGACAGAUUCUGAAAAUAAGUGAUGGACAAAUACAUACCCUAGCAAGGAUAGGCAAACUUCCUUGUGGAACAAGAGAAGAUGAACCAACUUGUGGAAGACCUUUGGGAAUCCGCGUAGGCCCUAAUGGGACUCUGUUUGUGGCUGAUGCUUACUAUGGGCUAUUUGAAGUUAAUCCAGUCACAGGUGAAGUGGAGAUGCUGGUCUCUGCUCAGAAGAUUAUUCAAGGCAGGAGAAUGGCCUUUGUGAAUGACCUCAGCAUCACACAGGAUGGCAGAAAGAUCUACUUCACUGAUUCCAGCAGCAAGUGGCAGAGAAGAGAUAACCGAUACCUCGUGAUGGAGGGCACUGCUGAUGGGAGAUUAAUGGAAUAUGACACAGUAACAAAACAAUUGGAGGUAUUAAUGGAUGACCUAAGGUUUGCAAACGGAGUUCAGCUCUCUCCGGCUGAGGACUAUGUACUAGUUUCUGAGACGACCAUGGCUAGAAUUAGAAGAUACCACAUCUCUGGAUUAAGAAAAGGAGGACAUGAUAUAUUCUUCGACAAUCUUCCUGGGUCUCCCGACAAUAUAAGACCAAGUAGUUCAGGAGGCUAUUGGGUUGGCAUGGCAGUACUACGCCCAAAUCCUGGCUUUUCUGUGAUGGAUUUCCUUGCUCCAAGGCCUUGGCUUAAGAAUUUGAUUUGCAAGGAAUACAACAUCCAUAAGUAUUUUAAAUGUCAGAACAUUUCUGUGGAAAUUCUGAACGCACCCUUCAAUAUUCCGAUUGCAAGAAGAAACGUUGUCUAUGUAGAAUAAUUUAAACAUUAUAGCCACAGCAUCAUUUCGACACGUCUGAGCUAUACUCCUUCCAAAGCAGAUAUAUCCAUCCUAAAAUACGUUGCCCAGAACUGAAAGCUGAAUAGGAUCAUAUCAGAGCUUUGUAUAAAUGUAACUUAGUGCCAAUCCCUUUGUAUGCUAAACCCAUUGAAACAAAGGUCAACGUUGAUUACCUUCAUCAUAUUUUCCCCCAGUUUGUCAGCUGUUAAUGACUUCUGUACAGAGGCCCAUAAAUCUUUGUACGACCACGAUUGCCAGCUUCUUGCCAUUUCAGAAGUAAUCUAUCUUCCUUGUUUCCAAAGUGGAUGACCUCACAAUUUCCCAGUUAUACUCCUGUUAUACUACUGUUUUGUCCACUGACUUAUUAUAUCAGUGUCCUUUGCAACUUGCUGCACUAUCCAGUAAGUAUUCCUGAACAAGUAUUAGGAAAGCAAACUGGCCAACUCAGAAUUUAAUCCUUUGGGUGAAGGGAGGAGAUGUUGUUUCUAGAGGGAGUGGUACUGCAAUUUAGCAGUGUUAUGGCUGAGGUGAGCUGUAUGGGGCAGUACAUUUACAUCCCGAAUCAUUCAGUGAAUAAAUGUACAUUCUGAUAUAGUGCAAAGUUAUAAAUAAAAGAAAGAAAGCAAACUUGUAGUUAUAUAAUGCCACAAUGUUCCAAAGAGAUUUUCAGCCGAUUAAGCACUUCGUUUUUUCUGAUGUAGUAGUAUUCAAUGUGAAUAAAUGUCCCACACAUUAUAAGCUGGUAAUGACCAGGUAGUCUAUCUUAGUGACCUUGUUUGGGGGCUAAAUAUUGACCAAUAUCUCCCUGUUCUUUGAAUUGUUCUUUGAAUUGUAUUACAUUUACCUGAGAUGGGGUCUCAGUUUAAUGCUUUACCUGAAAAGCAGCACGCCCCCCCUCAGUGCAGCACCUUAUCAGUACUGCUGUGAGAAUUUCAGCUUGAAUUACAAGCUUGAGCCUGUGAAGAUGGUCUCAUUCUUCUAAACUCCAGAGAGUAAAGUCCCAACCUAUUUAGCCUUCACUCAUAAAACAGUCCUUCCAUACAGGGGAUGAUCCUAGUGAACCUUCUCUGAACUGUCUCCCAUGAAAUGAUAAAGAAACAGGAACAGGAGUAGUCUGUUCAGUCCUCAAGGUUGCUCCAUUGUUCAGUGGGAUCAAAGCUAAUUCAACAUUCCUCAUGUCCACUUUCUGGGUCUGGGUGGGAUGCUGUUCAGAGGGUUGGUACGGAUCUGAUGGGUAGAAUGGCAUGCUUCCACACUGUAGGGAUUGUAUCAAUAUCUCUCUGCAAAUUGUUUGUAUCUCCCUCACAACCGGCCUUUCCACCUAUUUUUGCUUUUCUGCAAAUUUGCCUACAAUAUAUUCACUUGAUGCAGUUACAGAGCUUGGACUGCUUACAGUUAGCUAUCUGCUGAUCCUCAGGACAGUGCUUCCAAAGCUUUUUCCCCAUUCAGGCAUUUCAAGGCUUGAAUGUUGUCACAGCAUUUGUGAGUAUUGUGAGAAGGGUAGGUUGUGGGGCUGGGGAAAGCUGUGAGAGUGGCCUUGUUGGUGAAGGAUCAUAACUGUCAUAACUCGGUCAGAGCUCCAAGGUGGCUUCUGCUGCCUCAGAGCUUGCAACCCUACUUGGAGUUCCUGUCUCCACUUUGGGAAGCCAUGCCUAAGGAGUCAUUGGAGGAGUUACUCUAUUGUAGGGGAAUUUUAGGGUUAGAAAUGAAAUAAUUACACGUGUUUUAUUUUGUUUUGAUGAUUCAUUAGCGCUUAAUAUUCCAAACGCAAGUGAAUACAGCCAUAUUUAAACAUUAUAUGCACAACACAAUUUUGAUGAGUCUGACCUGCACUCCUUCCAAGGCAGAUAUAUCUAUCCUAAAAUAUGUUGAAUUAAUUCAUAUCCUUGUUCAUGAGAUAUUUAACAAGGAUGAAUUAAAUGCUUGAACUCUAAAUAAAUUGGUUCUAUAUUUC
Rhincodon typus (whale shark) is the source of this 3216-nucleotide messenger RNA. RefSeq names its product adipocyte plasma membrane associated protein (gene apmap). Gene Ontology annotation, biological process: biosynthetic process. The record is from RefSeq and is a predicted model, not a curated record. NCBI's taxonomy places the organism in Eukaryota, Metazoa, Chordata, Chondrichthyes, Orectolobiformes, Rhincodontidae. The transcript is spliced from 9 exons. Gene Ontology annotation, molecular function: strictosidine synthase activity. The coding region runs from base 96 to 1241 and encodes 381 amino acids.